Lathyrus sativus (Indian pea) is the source of this 2601-nucleotide messenger RNA. Lineage: Eukaryota; Viridiplantae; Streptophyta; Magnoliopsida; Fabales; Fabaceae. The record is from the annotation of a GenBank genome assembly.
AUGGAUGGCAUUCAGAGAGAAACACUCGUGUUACUCUCAAUUUCUGUGAAAAAUUUGUUGGAAAACAAUUUUCCUGGUGAGCAUAUCGAUUACUGGAGCGCGAAUCGUAACCUUUCACUCUUGGAAAAGGUGGAGAGAACAAUGGUGGAUCUUCAAGAUGUACUUUAUUAUGCUAACAAGAAACUCAUCCCCACUCAAGCUAACAACAAAUCGCUGGAUUUCCUCACACGUGCUGUUUUUCAAGUUGACAGUUUGACUGAUGCUGUUUUACAAGUUGACCGUUUGCUUGGCGAAAACCAAAUUUCAGGGUAUGAUGCCGCACUUACUCCUGAACAGCUCAAAAUUAAUUCUCGUUUAAGUUUUUUGAUUGCAGUGAUUAAGUCUAAAACGGUUAAUUUAAUUCAAAUAUUAGAAGACUUUAGUUCAGGAAAACAACUUGGUGUUGAAUCUUCUAUUUAUGGUAGAGAUGCUGAUAUUGAGAAACUCAAACACCUUUUAUUGUCUGGUAGUGAUGGUGAUAGUAAAAUAAGAGGGAUUUCUAUUGUUGGUAUGGGAGGGAUUGGUAAAACAACCCUUGCUAAAUACCUUUACAAUCAUCCACAAGUAACAAGCAGAUUUGAGUUAAAACUGUGGACAGAUUUCUCAAUUGAUGUUGAUGAUUCGAGUGUUUUUGAAUCCAUUCUUAAAUCUAUUACUUCACAAGCAACCCCCAGUAAUGAUACAACCCGCAUCAAUACCAUUUACCCAAAGUUUUUGCUAGUAGUAGUACUGGAUGAUCUGUGGGACGCAAGAUUUGUCAAUUGGAGAUUACUCAUGGAUAUCUUGAAUGCUGGGAAAACAGGAAGUAGGGUCAUCAUCACAACCCGAGAUGAAAGAAUUGCAACAUCCAUGCCUACCUUUCUCUCUGUUCACUAUCUGAGACCCUUGAAAGUUGAAGAUUGCUGGACUUUACUUGCCGAACAUGCAUUUGGAGCACAUUUCUACCACCGACGAUGCUAUCUUGAAGAAAUUGGCGCAUUUAAAGAAGAAAUGCAAGAAGAAAUUGGCAGAAAAAUUGCAAAAAAGUGUGAUGGAUUACCAUUAGCUGCUGUAGAACAUGGGGCUAUUCUCCGCAUCUCAAUGGACCCAAAUGUUUGGAGUUACGUGCUAGAAAGCCACGCUCGGGAAACAACUUAUGAGGUGCUAGCUUCUCUCGAAUUGAGUUACAAAUUCCUUAUUUAUCCUUUAAAACUGUGUUUUCAACAUUGUUCAUUUUUUCCAAAGAAGUCCAUCUUAGAAAAAAAGAUGGUAGUUCAGUUGUGGAUUGCAGCAGGCUUAAUAGAAUCAUCAUCCACAAAUCAAGAAAAAGUUGGAGAACAAUACUUUGAUGAACUAGUGUCAAGGUCAUUGAUACAUCGGCUAUCUAUUGGUGAUGAGGAAAGAAACUUCGGAAUGCACGACUUCAUCCAUGAUUUAGCUACUGAAAAGGUUUCAUCUUACUCUUUCAAUAUGGAUAGAUUUGACCUAGAUGAUACGCCGCAUAAUUUUUCAUACAAUAGAGGGACAUAUGAUUCAUAUGACAAAUUUGAUCAAUUAUACGGAUUAAAAAAUUUGCGUAUCUUUCUGGCAUUCCCAUUACAAGAACAAUUGCCUCUUUGUUUGCUAUCUAACAAGGUAGUACAUGACUUGCUGCCAACAAUGAAACAAUUACGCGUGUUGUCUUUGUCAAGCUACAAGAGUAUCACCAAGGUCCCCAAUUCUAUUGGAAAUUUGUCAUACAUGCAGUACUUAAAUCUUUCUCACACUAAUAUUGAAAGGCUGCCUACUGAAAUAUGCAAGCUUUACCGUUUGCAAUUUUUGUUGUUGGCAGGCUGUAAAAGGUUCACUGAAUUGCCGGAGGACAUAGGAAAAUUGGUUAAUCUGCGGUACCUUGACGUUAGUGACACUACAUUGAGGGAGAUGCCCGUACAAAUAGCCAAACUAGAAAAUCUCCACUCUUUGUCCGACUUUGUUGUCAGCAAACAUAAUGGUGGAUUGAAUAUUGCAGAUCUAGGAAAACUUCCCCACCUACAUGGAAAUCUUUCGAUCUCACAGCUACAAAAUGUUAAUGACCCCUUUGAAGUAGAUCGAGCCAAUAUAAAGAAGAAAGAACAAAUUGACGAGUUAGCUUUGGAAUGGGAUUGCAGUAGUACUUCUUUAGAUUCACAAAUUCAAAGUGUUGUACUUGAAAAGUUGCGACCGUCAACAAAUUUGAAAAGUCUCACCAUCAAAGGCUAUGGAGGAAUCAGCUUUCCUAAUUGGUUAGGUGAUUUUUUAUUCAGCAGUAUGGUGUAUUUAAGGAUCUCGAACUAUAAUGAUUGUUUAUGGCUUCCAACCCUUGGACAAUUGGGUAAUCUGAAAGAACUUGUUAUUGAAGGGAUGCAAUCAGUGGAGAGGAUUGGUAUUGAGUUCUAUGGAAGGGGUGGUUCUUCAUUUCAACCAUUUACCUCUUUGGAGAUUCUACACUUUGAGAAUAUGCAAGAGUGGGAGGAAUGGGACUUGAAUGGAGGUACGACUACAACGUUUCCUAGUCUAAAAACUUUAUCGUUAAGUGUUCAAAACUGUUGGAAUUAUAUUAAUUAG